UGCGUGGUGAUAAGUGUUGGUGCAAGGAAAAAAAUAGGUAUGUGAAUGGAGAAUUCCUGGAUGCCAAGAUAAAGUUUGAGGCAAAUACUCUUUGGUGAUAGAACCCCAGCAGAUUUAAAAUAACAAAAUAUGCCGCUAAGUGAAACGUGGAAAUAUAGGCUGUUAAACCUUUAAAAUAGGUGAUUGGGAGUUCUAAAACGUCCCUCUUCUCCUAGCAUAUAAAACGAUCACAUGUUUGGAAAAGCCACAAGGGCAGCCUUCUCUUGAACAACCUCAGUGCUUCUUCCCAAUUUGAACAGAAGUGGCAAUUGGUGGAUUAGCUGAAAUGGAUCGCUACAGAUAUUUCAUCUUCAAUCAGAAAAGUAUGGUUUUGUUGGGGCUCCUCCAGAUAGCUUGUGCUACAGUUUGUAUCAUCGGUGGAUUAAUCGAUGGUGCUUUCAGAAGGGACUCGGCACUGAGCAAAUCUAGGAUACCCAUCUGGGCUGGAGUGUUUAUGGCUAUUCCUGGAAUUAUGGCUUUGUUUUCUUCACAGAGAAAGAAUCCCGUUUUGGUGAAUGCAAUGAUAAUUGCUUCUGUAUUUUCCUGCUUCGUCACCCUACUUGUAAUCAUCUACACAUCUAUAACAUUAGAGUAUGGUGAAAAAUAUGAAGAGUUUGACGAUGUGUCCUCUUAUCAUCACCCAGCCAUUGCAUUUGUGCUUAGUAAACUUGUAGAAGGAGCCAACAUCACACUACUGAUUGCAUCGCUUUUCAGCGCUUUUAUUGUGCUGACUAUUGCUUAUUUGAGUUGCCGAAGUCUUCCAUGUUGUUCAUGCUAUGACAGUGUCACUGGACUUGAACGGCUAGAAUCUAAUGAAGACCAGCUACAAAUUGCAGAAUUAGUUUGCAUUCCAUCCGGUCAAGUGGAUACAAUUUUUAACUCUCCUGUAAAACUUUCAGAUUUAGAUAUGGAAGCCGAUGAUGAUAUGCCCAAACCACCUCCGUAUAUCAGGAUGACUUAAAUAUAAAUUCUAGGAGAAUAAGUUUUUUU
Messenger RNA from Lacerta agilis (Sand lizard), 1029 nucleotides. RefSeq lists its product as uncharacterized. The transcript has 7 exons. The record is from RefSeq and is a predicted model, not a curated record. NCBI's taxonomy places the organism in Eukaryota, Metazoa, Chordata, Lepidosauria, Squamata, Lacertidae. Bases 326 to 1000 code for a protein of 224 amino acids. Gene Ontology annotation, cellular component: membrane.